AUUUAUAUUCUUGUAUUUUCAAAGAAAAACAAAGUCCAGUUGCCUCCUGAAAAAAAAAAAACACCUUUGGGAUAACCUGUCCUGGUGGACUGAGAAUCUCCAUGGACAUUUAAGUAAUCCACUUACAUCAUCAAAGCAAUAAAUCUGAAAUGUGAGCUCCAGGCUGUUUGAAGGAAGAGUGUGAGAAAGCCUGUUGCUAGUUGGGAAACAGACAAGAGAGAAUGGAUUAUUUAUUCACAGAAGGAAAAUCUGGGAGCUUUUCUGAGCAGUGGGUCCAUGUGUUUCGUGUUUCAUUUUGAAAUGCAAUGCCAGGGGCUCCGUUGCCUGAUGACUUAGGAAGUGCAGGGGGCAGAACAAACACACUUUUUAUGAGCAAGGAUAAUGAGCCGGAAAAUCAAAGAUCUGCGGUGAGAAAGCAGGAAGGGAAGCAGGAAUCUCUGCUCCGGAGUGAAAGGAUUCUUGCGAAGAAGGAAACCCUCUUGAACAGGUCCCCAAAGGAUGCCGGAGACAGUAGGAGAUGCCUGGAGCUACGUUCCGGAGGAAAUUCUCUCCCACAUCUUUCGCUACUUAUCUCUGCAAGACAGACAUGUGGUUUUCCAGGUCUGCCAGAAGUGGGCUGCAGCGGUUUCUACUACCUGUGUGUGGAGCUAUACAGAAGUCAGGUGUGUUGCCGAAGAUGAUGCCACACUGCAGCAUUUGCACCAGUUCCUGUGCCACAUCAAACGCCUCAAGAUGGUGUUUGAUCAGUCCAAGGAGGGAACCCGUAAGAAAGUCUCCCAAAUCCUGGACCUUCUGGCCAAGCAGAACCACAAGCUGCAGGCCUUGUGCAUCGAAUGCACGGGAGAGAACCCCUAUUUCUAUUCCGGCCAAGACAUCCUGCAGAGCAUCGGGGGCAUCUGCCAGAGCCAGAACCAAAUUGACCUCCAGCAUAUUGAUUUCCGGGGAAUGCCCUUCACUCUGGACGAUGGGAUCGUCCACUUGGUGGCCUCCAGUAGCCCAAAUCUGCACACCUUGUACCUUAACAACCGCACCUUGGUUUGCAACGUCACCCCUGAGGCCAUCAUUGAGCUUCUGAAGGCUUGCCCCAGAUUAUCCACCCUGGGGGUCUAUUACGCCAGCCUUUCCGAUGAUGUGUUUAAGGAACUGGUGACAUCCAAGCGGUCAACUUUCAAGUGCCUGGAUAUUUUCUGCGAGCGUCUGGACAAAUACAUUCCCGUGAUCUCGGAAGAACUCUGGGCUUUGGUGCGCAACAAAUAUCCCCGGCUCUACGUCCAACUGGAAUUGGACCCCACGGUCCCACAGUGGAAGAUCCCUCGCAUCUUGAAGCCCAACAUCCCAGUGACGGAGCUGCAGCUGAAUACUUACACAUACAUAGUGUAUCAAAUUCGCUUUGCCACCAACAACUAUAGCAGCACGUUGGAGAAGCUGGUCCUUCGCACCACCUCUUCCGACGAACUGAACGACUCGCUCAUUGGCUUGGCCCGAAAAUGCACAGGCUUGAAAGAGGUCCACUGUUUCUGCGUGGUCAGCCAUGGGGUGGUGGAAGCUUUCCUUUCAGGGUGCCCGAAAUUGAAAAGCUACACCCUAAAGACCUCCAAAGAACUCAGUCCUUGGCAACCCACCACCAUCAUGUGAUUGUGCUGAAGGGUUUUUACUUUUGCAUCACAAGAAGAUGGACUUCAGCAACUCAGCUCAGCUUCUUCUUCUACUAGGUUCGCCCAUGAUUUAUUUAUUACAUGGUCCAAGCUUAAUCCCAGCUUGUUUGUCCAAAACAAAAUCAGCGACCAGAAAUUAAGAAUGGACGUACUGUUCCUUGAGAGCUCUAAGCUCUAGUAUGACUGUGUGCAUGUAUGUAUGUGGGUGUCAAAGUCACGUCACGUGAUGUGUUGCAACAAUUUUUUCCAUUGGCAAUGGGAUGAGCACGGUUUCGCCAUGACGCAGCUGGUCCGCGGGCCGGCAGUUUUGACACCCCUGGUUUAGGGAAUUAUGCAAGCCCAACCCAUUUGGAUCAGAAACUCUUGGGAACGCAAACUAUGGUUUAGGCCAGGGCAAUACAUGAAAUCUGACUUUUUGUCUGGUGAAAUGCAAUCAUGGUUAGAAGCCUAUUUUAGCUGAUGUCCACAGGAUAGGGCAAAUCCUUGGUGACCAACAACCAUCCUGUGUGAUUCACAAGAAGAUGGACAUCAAUAACUCAGUUCAGUUCCUUCUACAAGGUUCUCCCAUGGUUGAUCACUUGGUCCAAGGUGUGAUCGCAACUGGUUUCUCCAAAAUGAAACCAAUAAUCAGAAGUCAAGAAUGGAGGUGUUGUUCCUUAAGAGCUCUGAGCUCGUGUGUGUGUGUGUGUGUGUGUGUGUGUGUGUGUGUGUGUGUGUGUGUUUUAAGAGUUAGGGCAUUCUGUAAAUUCAGCCCAUUUGGAUCAGGAAACCUUGGAAAUACAGUCCAUGGUUUAAUGCAAUGUAGGAUCUCAGACUUUGGCAGGAACACAAGCAUGGACAGAAGGCCAUUUUAGUUGAUGAGAACAUGAUGUCUUGAGCAGCGGCCCCCAGACUUUGCGGCUUGGUCCGACGGGGGGGGGGGAGAGGGGAACUGGGCCACGUGAGCAUGCAUGUGUACACGCAGCACUUGCACAGGUGGCAGACCAGGGUGUCAGUGUAGACAGUACACAAGUACAGUGCUUUUUAACUAAAUUCAUAAUAAACACACACCAGGAUAGAAAUAAAUUCCACAAAUGCAAUUCAAGCCAACUUAAAACCCAUUACUACCAAACAGUGUGAGCACAUAAUUUUAGUUUAUUUAUAUAAACAUUUAUGUUCAUGUCUUCCCCGGCAAGUACACCAUAUCUUUGUGUUCCUUGGCACUGGACCUAGAUUAAUAAGAAGAGUGAGUUGCUGAAUUGUUUAUUUUCUUUACUGUUGUUGAAUUAUAGUACAAAGCAUAUUAUAUUUUAUUAUCCUACUUCACAAUAAAAGCCCCAGCAUUUUAUCAUUUUACUGACCACACUCACCUCCUCUGCACCGCACCAUUUUAAUACACUACAGUGUGGUUUAUUUGGGUUGCAUAUCUAGCCAAUUGUGAUUUAUUCAACACAAUAAAAAAAUAUGGCAAUGGGUUAUAACCCACAAUGGCUUGAUUCCCAGAUCAAGCUAAGGCAAAGAAAAACAGGUUACUAUGAUUUAGUUUAGAGUGUGAAUUUGUCAACCUUGUGAUUAGGAUCAAUUUGAUUUAGUGUAACGUGAACCAGCCAAUGUGGCUGUCCAUGUGAAUUUGGGAAAGUGAUGUAAAGGUUCACACAUGUAGGACAUAUCCUUGUUAAGGAAGGCAGUUUUAAAUAAUAAAUAAUAAGAUAACCUUAGUCAAUUUUACUGUGAGCACACUGGCCCACAUUAAAAAUGAAAUUCUGUUGCCGGUUCUUGAAAGUAUUUCUACUCAUACAUACAUACAUAACACAAAUAUACACAUGCUAUAUACAUACAUGUAUAUGUACGUAUGUAUUUCAUUGGGUAAUGAAAUGUCUGCAAGGAAACAACCAAGCUGGAGCUACUGUAAUUCCAUACAAAUAUAUACAUAUGUUAAUCACUGUCCAUUUUGGACACAGCGAAAAGGGAAAACUUGAGAGUUCACAAGAUGGAUGCUAUAAUAAGAGCAAUUCUGGAUGGGCAUUAUGGAAUUGAGAAACCUGGAAAAUACCUGGUUGGGAAAAUCGGUGUACGAGACUAAUAAAAUUAUUAUUCUAAGCAGAUGUACUUGAGAAAAAAA
Crotalus tigris (Tiger rattlesnake) is the source of this 3756-nucleotide messenger RNA. RefSeq names its product F-box/LRR-repeat protein 8-like. The transcript is spliced from 4 exons. The record is from RefSeq and is a predicted model, not a curated record. Gene Ontology annotation, molecular function: protein binding. Bases 499 to 1635 code for a protein of 378 amino acids. NCBI's taxonomy places the organism in Eukaryota, Metazoa, Chordata, Lepidosauria, Squamata, Viperidae.